Molecule: messenger RNA, 1808 nt
Organism: Eriocheir sinensis (Chinese mitten crab)
Lineage: Eukaryota; Metazoa; Arthropoda; Malacostraca; Decapoda; Varunidae
Gene: TyrRS-m
Product: tyrosine--tRNA ligase, mitochondrial-like
Exons: 14
Coding region: 316-1734 (472 amino acids)
Biological process (GO): tyrosyl-tRNA aminoacylation
Cellular component (GO): cytosol; mitochondrion
Molecular function (GO): ATP binding; RNA binding; tyrosine-tRNA ligase activity
Source: RefSeq, a predicted model, not a curated record
GGGACUCUAUAACACACACACACACUCCACGGCCACUGUUUACAAACACUGAGCACCACCCGGCGGGGCGGCUACGCAGACGGUGCUGACGGCGAAUUUGGUUAGAAAAAAUCUCUAUCGACGGUGCUGACGGCGAAUUUGGUUAGAAAAAAUCUCUAUCGACGGUGCUGACGGCGAAUUUGGUUAGAAAAAAUCUCUAUCGACGGUGCUGACGGCGAAUUUGGUUAGAAAAAAUCUCUAAUACUUAUUGUCUUCACGGGAGGAAGCGGCGAGCCGCUCGGCACUGCAGUGCCUCGCGCGACACAAACGAGCAAGAUGAUCUCCAGGAUUGCUGCAGCGAGAAGGACCUUGCUGGUUGCUUUUCCCUCACACCAUACCCGCCACAGAUUAAGUUUCCAGAUUUGGAGAAAUGCAUCUCGCAACAUAUUGAAACUUGAAGAAAGAGGAUUAUGGGCAGACUACUUUCCUGAUUCCAACAUCAACAAGUUGAUUGAAGAACUAACAAGAAAGCCUCAGACCAUAUACAGUGGUUUUGAUCCCACAGCUGAUUCACUGCAUGUUGGUAAUCUUCUAAUUGUUAUGGCUCUUCUACACUGCCAGCGGGCUGGACACAAUGUAAUAGCUCUUAUAGGAGGCGCUACAGCUCAAAUUGGGGACCCAAGCGGCCGCAUGACUGAGCGACCUCAGCUCAGUGUAUCAGAAGUUAAAGCCAACUCACAGAAAAUCUUGGAGAAUCUAAAUAGAAUAUUCAGUAAUCACAAGGAGUAUUUUUGGGAUGAGCCAAAAAAAUCACCUUUGCCUCCUAUCAGGACAGAAAACAAUAUCACAUGGUACAAGACACUGAAUGUAGUAGACUUCUUGCGUGACACUGGCCGCUACAUAAGGAUCGGAGAUAUGUUGUCCCGCACCAGCGUUGCAUCCCGCAUGGACUCUUCUGAGGGGCUGAGCUUCACUGAAUUCUCUUAUCAGAUUUUGCAAGCUCAUGAUUGGUUACAUCUGUAUGACAAGCACAAUUGCACAAUACAGAUUGGAGGGAGUGAUCAGAUGGGUAAUUUGCAUACGGGUUACCAGUUGAUCAAUAAAGUGCGUGAUGUAACAGUUACAGGUUUGACUACCCCAAUCAUAACUGAUGAAAGUGGUGACAAAUUUGGCAAAUCCAGAGGAAAACCCAUUUGGCUAGACAGGAGCAAGACAUCACCAUUUGACUUCUAUCAGUUCUUUGUCAGAAUGAAAGACUCUGAGGUAGAAAAGUAUCUGAAACUGCUCACUUUCCUUCCUCUUGAGCAAAUAGAAACAAUCAUGGAGAAGCACAAGAGGAAACCUGAGGAUCGACAUGCACAAGUGAAACUGGCAGAGAAAGUGACUUUAUUAGUCCAUGGAAAAACUGGUUUAGAAUCUGCGAAGCGCACAACUAGUGUACUGUAUGGUAACCAGCCGGAGGUUCUGGCUGAAAUGACCAAAGAUGACAUAGAAGAAGUCUUCAGAUCAGCAUCAUCUUCUAAACUGCUUUUGGAACCUGGAACUUCAAUCCUUGAUAUGGCAUUGAAGGCUGGCUGCUUCUUGGAUGAAAGAGAUGGUCGCCGCAUCAUAGAGGCUGGAGGGUUCUAUGUAAACCUUUCACGAGUGACAAAACCUGAUCUGAUAAUCAUCCCUGAAGCACAUAUAUUACCUAAUGGGUUAUCUCUUGUCAGAGUUGGCAAGAAGAACUACCAUGUUAUCCAGUGGAUGAAGUAGGUUAUGUAGGUUUGUUUUGAUUGUUACAUAUUUUGAAUUUAAAAAUAAAUGAUAGAAGUAUCUUAAUUUCAAGC